CUAUGAAUUAUUCUUUAUUGCGGUUCACUCCCACAGCCAGCCACGCUGUGUCUGACUCACGAGCGCGCCGGAGCUGUCGGGAGCGCGCCUCAAUCACCAUGCCUCAUCCGUCGCUCGCGUCGGAGGAGAAAAGACGAUUUUCGGCUUUUACCUUUAAUUAUCUCUGACUAUUGCGCUUCCUGAAGGAUCAACUUGUCUUUUUCUAUUCAAACAAACCGACAGCUUCUCCUUUUCCCCCUCACCACCCGUGAAUUAAACAAAAGAGGACAACAAGAUAAGAGGAGUAUAACUACAGCUGUGGUGGUGAGAUGUGUGGGGGCUCAUCCUUUUAUUUUUGUAGGACACUCCUUUAACUUGAUGUCGCCUGUGAACAGCUUGGGGAUUUAAACGUAGGAAAAGCACUUUCACGGACUUGAACUGUGACGAAACGACCGUCUUUCAUUCUGUGGAGAAAAAAAAGCCGCUAGGAGCUUAAACAUCCUGUGGGGAGGAAAAAAGCUUCUCAUCUGUAAGAGAACCGGCUCAGCUCUGCCAUCCACCUCCACCCCGCUGUGCUGCAUCAACGUCUCGUAUUUUUCUCCGCCCUGAUCAACCCAUGGAGAGAACACGCCCACCCAGAUAGGAUGCCUGACCCGCCUGACGCCCUGUGCCCCCUCCUGCCCGUCACCACCACCUCCUUCUCCUUUCAUGUACCUGCUCUUGCCGACACUUCUCCGCGGGACUUCAUACUGUGCCCUGCCCCGCGACAACAUGGUGGAUGAGGUAACCACCAUGAAGGAUGAUGUCAUCAACGCCAACACGCUGGCUUGGCUGGUCUGCUCGGGCGUGUCCAUUCUGGCCAACACUUGGAGCAUCUUGAGCGUCAGCGCCAAGCAGAAGAAGUGGAAGCCACUGGAGUUCCUCAUCUGCACCCUGGCGGGGACACACAUCCUCAACAUGGCCAUCCCCAUCACCAUGUACUGUGUCAUAACGCUGCGGCGCCAGCACUCCAGCUAUGAGUGGAACGAGGGUCUGUGUAAGGUGUUUGUGUCUACCUUCUACACUCUAACGCUGGUCACCUGCUUCUCUGUCACCUCACUCUCCUACCACCGCAUGUGGAUGGUCCGCUGGCCUGUAAACUACAGGUUGAGUAACACAAAGAAGCAGGCGGUGCACACAGUGAUGGGCAUCUGGAUGGUGUCCUUCAUCCUGUCCACACUCCCAGCGGUGGGCUGGCAUGACACCAUCGACCGUUUCUACACCUCCGACUGCAGAUUCAUUGUGACAGAGAUCGGCCUGGGCUUUGGCGUGUGCUUUCUGCUGCUGAUCGGAGGCAGCGUGACCAUGGGUGUCAUCUGCAUCGGCAUCGCUCUCUUCCAGACCUUCUCCAUUCAGGCAGGUCACAAUGCUGACAAGAACAAGUUCAACGUUCCCACCAUCGUGGUGGAGGAUGCUCAGGGGAAGCGGAGGUCAUCCAUUGAUGGAUCGGAGCCUCUGAAGACGUCCCUACAGAUCACUUACCUGAUCAGCGGCAUCGUCUUCAUUUAUGACUUUCUGACCGGCUUUCCCAUCCUGGUGGUGAGCUUCGCCAGCCUGAAGUUUGACCGCUCCUACAACUGGAUGGUGCUGUGUGUGCUGUGGUGCUCCAUCGCUCAGUCCAUUCUGCUGCCCAUGUUCCUCUGGGCCUGUGAUCGCUACCGCGCCGACAUCCGCAUGGUGUGGGAGAAGUGUGUCGCCAUCAUGUCCAAUGACGAAGUGGAUGAGGAAAACAGCCAAGAUGGAGGAAUUCAUGCUGACUUAAUAUAUGACAGACCAUAUGACUAUAGCUCGGCGCCUGAAAUCGUGACGCUAGACCAUAAUGCCAAGUAUGAGUUCUCAACCUUAGAAAGGGGGGUUCUGCAAGGGUACCCAAUGAGGGAACAACAGGAAGAUAAAAUGCAGUAUUUGCAGGUGCCCCCUACAAGAAGAUACUCCCACGACGAAACAGACAUGUGGACCAGCGACCGGAUCCCCUCAUAUCUCCAACGAUGGGGCUUCAUCGAGGACGUGAUAGUGACUGCCCAUUACAGCUCCACCUUGCCGCGCCGCGAGAGGCGCAGGAGCAGCCUGGUCUCCUACCAUGAGGAGAGCCACUAUCACCAUCACCCUCACCGCAAGCGUCGGCGAUCUGAGGACAGCAUGCAGUCCUCACUCAGGCACCUGCCCCGCGUGGUAUGUGGCGGCCAGCGCUACGAUGACGAACUGCGGUGUUUCAGCCGCGACGAGGUGAUCAACUUUAUAGAUGAGACACCGGUGCCGAGCCCCAGGAAGAGCCCGCGGCGUUCGUCCGCCAUUGCCCUCAGCCUUACCCCUAACGUGUACGAACAGCACGCCGCCAUGCUUCCUCACUUUCCGCUCACAGACUUUGAGCGCGAGCCUCAAGCGCUCAGGCGACCCUCCGAACUCAAAAGGAGCAGCAGCAGAAGCAGCUCGCCUGAGUGUUCACCUAAACCUCCAGGAAAGACGAGCCUCGGGACUUGUGGCUCGGGGAAAGGCUGCAGGGAAUGCCCGCGAGAAGGGAAAAGGAGGGAUGAAGCGGGCUCACCUGGGCGCAGCCAGCAGAACCCAGAACGUUCUGGCAGUAGGUCCAGGACUGGUGGGGGGGCUGACUGGGGGCACCAAAAGCAUCUCAGCAAGGCUGAGAGCAAAGGCAGCACAAACAGUUUUGUAAGCUCACCUUCAGCAUCGUCCUCGGGGUACAUCACCUUCCACUCUGACUCUGUAGGAUCCAACACCUGAAGACAAAUCAGCAUCAGAAGCACUUUCAUCAUAAUUACAUUUAACGUCGUGAUAAAAAACUUUGAUUAUUUCAGCAGUUCCAGGAAGGCGACAUGCUGGAAUCCAUCCGGAUUUAGUUAAUGCCACGUUUUCGUCUGACUACAUAUCACAAAGAUUCUGAAAGCUUUGGACCUAUUUCUUGAACAAGCUUUGAUAAAAAUGAUCAGGAUGGAGAUGAUUUUAGUUCAUCCCAUUCAGCAUUGAUUUCACAAAAUACCCACUGAACUCUUAAAACCACGUAAACAUUCCCAAAUCUUGUUUUCUAUGUUUGUUUCCUUUGAAAAGAUUCAAACAUUUUGGUGACACAUGAAUCAGGCUGAUUUGUUUUGGUUAUUAUUUAGUAUGCACUUAAAAGUUUAACUUAAUUAGUGCUUUAUUUGACCUGUGUUGACCGUGUGUUAUGAGCUUUCCUGGAUACUGUGCUUCUCCCUUGAGCUUGACAGAUUAGACACAUUUUAUUAUUAUUUUUUGCAAUCAUAAAAUAUGACUUUUUCAUCUACACGAGUCAUGAAAAGCUGUUUUAAGCACCGUAUUUGGAAGUGAAAUGAGUGUUAAUCCUGAACUAUUAAAUUCCCAGUAAGUUUCUGUGUGAAAAAUUGAAAUAUAAAGGUGACGACCCGUAAUUUUUCAUGAUAAUGUGAGGUAAUUUUUUUAAAACAUAUAUGAUGGAGGUGUUUUGUAUAUAUGAAGGUUGUUGGAUUUACAUUUUUAGUGUGCAUUUUUUUAUUUAAACUUCCUCCAAACUAUCUAUUUGGUGAUUAUCAGGCACAGCUCAUUCAACAAAUAUGCAAAUGGUGCUUAACCCUCAUUCGCUUUACUCACCUUUCAUUUGUUUCAGUAACCAGGCGGAGUGCAUCACUUGGAUAUUCGUUGCAGACACUUAAAAUGGAAGAUUCACAACUUUGUAUGAAAUAUUGUAGCCUUCAAAAUGUUUCAUAUGUAGCGUCACUUAAAGGUGCAAUAAGUAAGAACAAUGAAAAAAUAAAAAUCACAAAACAGUUUAAUGACUCAAUCAUUAAAAACAGAUUUCCUUCUCAGUUGGCUGGGGGUUGCCAGUUUUUAUCCUUUUAAAAUGACUAAAAAGGGACUUUGCUUAGCCAAUCAUAUUUGAGCUUGCAAGGUUGCCAAGUCUUUGCGGGCAUUUGUAAUUCGACACCAGCCGGUAAAGAACACCAGAAUGAAAAUCAGUUAAAAGGAGCGACCGAGAAGCAAAACAAGUUUUAGUCUAAUAUGAGAUAAAGAUGGCUAGAGGCUAACUUUGAGCUAAUAAUGCUAACAGUGAAUUAGAAAAAAAAUGGUUGACUCUAAAAAAUUUAAGCUACUUUUACAAGCAACUCAAUAUUACAAUGAAAUGUAUUUAUCUGCUUAACUUACUGUGUAUGACUCGCCUUCGCUCGUCAUCUAGAAUCUUCUUGAGCUGAUCCCUAACUGGCAACCGUUGCUGAUGGCGGACUUGUUUGUUUUGAUAAAUGGACUGCAGUACCCAGAUUUGACCUCAUUGUGUCAUUAUUACUUAAUGCACCUUUCAAUUCUGGUGGAUAAAAAGGAAAGCACAAAUUAGAAACUAUAAGUUGAACUUCUUUGGUAUGUUCUUACUGUGUUGCUUUUCCAACUGCAUUGUUGGUUCUUUUUAAAACACAGAAAAGGUUUCUUUUUUACCUUGCUGCUGACAGUUUCAUUCGCGGCUGCGAACAUCCUCAGAGCUGACGCUGAUGGUGGCGUCACUUCCUACUCCAUUUAUCCACGGGCAGCAGAAGAUGGUGUCGCCCUCUGCUGCCCGCUCUCCUCUCUCCGUUAAUGCAGUCCCAUGCACGAUCCAAUGUGUAGACCCCAUCGUCUCUGUUCAUGGUCCCACAUCCACGUCUCCUUAUCUCUAUGGCUUCCUUUAUCCAUCUUUUGUAUUUCUGUGGUUCGGUGUUUAUGAUCCUUGUGUCGUCCCAGUCCAUUACGUGGUUUUCUCUUGUGCAGUGAUCUGUUACAGCUGAUUUCUUUAUUGCGCUUUCUGCUUCUUGUCUUGCUGCUCUUGUGUGUCUUCGACUUGUUUAGGAAUCCCAUUCAAACUCUGCAAUAAAACAUACGUAGGAGAAACCGGACGCCAACUCAACACACGAACAAUAGAACAUAGAAAUGGAUGCAAGAAAGGAACAAGUCGAAGACACACAAGAGCAGCAAGACAAGAAGCAGAAAGCACAAUAAAGAAAUCAGCCGUAACAGAUCACUGCACAAGAGAAAACCACGUAAUGGACUGGGACGACACAAGGAUCAUAAACACCGAACCACAGAAAUACAAAAGAUGGAUAAAGGAAGCCAUAGAGAUAAGGAGACGUGGAUGUGGGACCAUGAACAGAGACGAUGGGGUCUACACAUUGGAUCGAGCAUUGGACUGCAUCAUCAGAGAGGGGAGAGCGGGCAGCAGAGGGAGACAACGUCCUCUGCUGCCCGCGGAUAAGCGGAGUAGGAAGUGACGCCACCAUCAGCGUCAGCUCUGAGGAAGUUUGCAGCCGCGAACGAAACGUCAGCAGUAAGGUAAAGAAAAAACUUUUCUGUGUUUUAAAAAAUAACCAACAAUGCAAUAAGUUGAACUUGAAUUAAUAUUGUUCCUUAAACAGCAGAUCCGUUGCUCAAUUUUUCAUCACUUAUUUGUUGUAGCAAAGGAUUAUUGGGGGAUAAUAUGUUUGUAAAUCACUCCUAUAAAAAGAAAUUUGCAGUAAAUCUAAGAGCAAAAAGUACAAAUUUACCUAAAUAAAGAACUUCUUGUUUCUACCAAAGUAGUAAAUGAUAAAGGAGUAAAACCUACUAAAAUAAAAAAAGAGACAGUUUGAAGUUUUGUGGACAGUAACUGUUAAUGUGAAUGUAUUUGCACUGGAAACUUUAAACUAAGUUUUAGAACAAAAGGAAGAAAAGAUAUUCCCUUUUACAGCCUUAUUUGUAAAAAUCAUUUCUUUAUUAUUACCAUAAAAUAAUGUUGCACUUUGUUGGGCGUGUAAGCUUUCAGUCAUCUUGCAUCUGGCGUUAUAUUUUUAUUUCCAUGUGUUUGUGUACGUUUUGCUAAUUUUAGGCUCUGCAAUGAAACAAGUUUGCUGAAAAAUGUUUUUCUUGGAAAGUUUAUCAUCGCACCAACAUGUUGAACUUUGCUAUGACAUAAGACCCUUUUUUCAUUUAGUUGUGUUUUUAUUAUUAAAGGUUAUUUUGUAACAUGUUCAAAAACGGAAACAUGAAUGAUGUUAAAUGUUCUGAUUUACUUGUUGAGCGGCGGAUAUUGUGAUAAAGACAACUGAUUAAAUUCACAAGAAAAUGC
Messenger RNA from Nothobranchius furzeri (turquoise killifish), 6094 nucleotides. Its product is annotated as probable G-protein coupled receptor 153. Gene Ontology annotation, cellular component: membrane. Gene Ontology annotation, biological process: G protein-coupled receptor signaling pathway. Lineage: Eukaryota; Metazoa; Chordata; Actinopteri; Cyprinodontiformes; Nothobranchiidae. Gene Ontology annotation, molecular function: G protein-coupled receptor activity. The record is from RefSeq and is a predicted model, not a curated record.